GCUUGACGAAGAAAAUACAAUUGUGGUGUUCUGUCGGUGUAUCCGGCGAUGAAAAUUCAUCUACAAAAUGCUAAGUAAAAUUGUUAACAUGACAUACUAUCGAUUCACAGCGUGAUUGGUUAAGCCAUUGUUCAAUGCAAGUAUGGCCGCCCUGCCAUCACCCACGCAGGUGGCUGGAAGCCAUACUGCUAUAUAUGAAGCCUACUACAAUCAGGUUGAUCCAAAUGGCUAUGGACGAAUCGGUGCGAUGGAAGCUGCAAGAUUUCUUAAGAAAUCCCAGCUAAGCGAUGUUAUACUAAGUAAAAUAUGGGAUAUGGCAGAUCCACAAUCACGUGGCUCGUUAGAUAAAUCUGGUCUUUUUGUUGCUCUUAAAUUAUGUGCACUGGCACAAGCAGGAAGAGAUCUUAAUAUGUCGAAUUUAAAUAUGGAAUUACCUCCUCCAAAGAUGGGUGAUAUUCCUAUAAUUCCCCAGAAAAAUGUAGUUAAUAGCUUACCAGUAAUAACACCUGUUAAUAAUGAAGAUUGGUCUAUUAAACCAGCAGAGAGAGCAAAAUAUGAUCAACUGUUUGAUAGUUUGCGACCUUCGAAUGGAUAUAUACCUGGAAAUAAUGUUAAAGGUGUUCUUAUGAAUAGUAAACUUCCAUUAGACACACUUGGAAAAAUUUGGGACCUGGCAGAUAUGGAUAAAGAUGGUAUGCUGGAUAGACAUGAAUUUGUGGUUGCUAUGCAUCUGGUAUAUAAAGCAUUAGAGAAAUAUGCAAUACCAAGUGCACUUCCACCAGAGUUAAUGCCACCUGGUAAAAGAAAAGAUAUUACUAUACCAGUAUCAAAGUCUCCUGCACCUAUAGGAAUGACAACUGCCCCACCACCUAUUCCACCUUUACCUAAUGUAUCAGCUGUACAAAGUAUGGCUGGUUUGGACAUGGCUAAGACAAGCGUGCAAUGGGUAGUCUCUGCUGAAGAGCAAAUAGCAGCAGAGAAGAUGUUUUUGCAAAGUGAUUUAGAUAUGGAUGGCUUUGUCUCGGGUAUAGAAAUUAAAGAUGUCUUCCUUCAAAGUGGACUUCCACAGACUGAUUUGGCUAUUAUAUGGAACCUCUGUGACAUAUGUCAAAGUGGAAAGUUCAAUAGAGAACAAUUUGCUUUAGCCAUAUGGUUCAUCAAUCAAAGACUUAAAGGUGUUGAUCUACCAGCAACUUUGCUUCCUGAAAUGAUACCACCUUCUAUGCGCAAAUCAUCAGAUACUGUUAUGGAAAACAACAAUAUAUCUGGUUAUUCAAAUCCAGAAUUAGACAUGAUAAGUAAGGAUAUAGCAGAGCUAGUGAGGGAAAGACAAAACAUGGAACAAGAUAUUGCACAAAAAGAAGCUGACAUCAAGAUUAAAAACGGUGAAAUUAAGAACCUGCAGAGUGAAUUAGAUACACUUGCUGCUACAUUAAAACAAUUGGAAAAUCAGAAGGGAGAAGCACAAAAAAGAUUGAAUGACUUGAAGGCUCAGAAGACAGAAGUAGAUAAAGAUUUGAGUGAUGUCGAGCAGAAGAUUCGUGAAGAACAAAGAAAGGUUGAUAAGCUACGUCAGCAAGCAGAGGAACAGGAAUCAGUGUUGCGUGCUCAAGAGGACGAACUUAAUUCUAAGAGACAAGAAUUGGAAGGCUUGCGUCAAGAGGAACAACAGUUAGAACAGCAACAAAACAAAAGUAGGGACCAAUUGAAUGAACUGACGAAAAAUUUGCAAGACACUCAGUUGCAAAUUUCUCAAGCAAAGGCAAAAAUCACUCAUUUGCAAGAACAGCAACGUCAGAUGAGUGAUGCAAUUGCACUUUAUGAUUCUGCACUUGCGGCAGGAGAUGCUACUCUCGUACCUGACACUAGUCUGCAAUUUAAUCCCGAAAUUGAAGAGCUAGGAUAUGAAACAACCGGAAAUAAUGCAGAUGAAACAAAAGAAACAAAAGCGGAGUCUUUCACUAACUUGAACGGGACAGCAGCAUUAGAUGGAUUUGAUCAAGAUCCUUUUGCAUCGAGUAAAGCUCAAGAAGCAUUUAGUGCUUCAUCACCAGAUCCAUUUGGAAAUGCAUUUCCAUCGCAACCUACCUCUGGUGGAUUCACAUCUGAUCCGUUUAGUGCAUUUGAUAACAGUAAUACAAAACAAGAUCCGUUUGAUCCAUUUGGAAAUGGAAAAAGAACUGAUAUUAAGCCCACAAUUGCAACGGCAGCAACAAAAGAUCCAUUUGGCGAUGAUCCAUUUGCGAAUCUUCAUGCACCACCUCGCCCGGAAAGUCCUAGUCCUGCUCUUCCUCCUAAAAAGGCAAAACAACCACCACCACGACCAGCACCCCCACGACCUUCCCAAGGACCUACUGGUCCCUUAAGAGCAGCACCAGCACCGCCGACUCCGUCUCCUACUCCAGAUCCUUUUGCAAAUGCUAAUUCUGAUCCCUUUUCAUCUCAACAAGGCAUUAUGGAUAAUAAUAACGGUAGUUUCACCACAUCUACUGGAUUCGCUGACUUUGCUAAUUUUGAUUCCAAGCCGGAACCAACGCAGAAUCGAACGGCACCACCCAGACCAACGAGCAGAGCACAGACGAUGGUAACUCCAAAGCUGCCGGACUUCACAGAGGAUCCAUUUAGGGAUUACCGAUACGAAGAUGUCUUUACCAUAGCAGAUCCCUUCGCCGACGAUACCGAGGACUUUAACGCGAACAAGAGUAACGAUACAGGCAAGAUGGAUCCAUUUAGUUGCGGUACGUCUUCGGUAAUUCCUCGGAAGAAUUCAUUCACAAAAGGUUUCAACGCUGACUUCUCGAACACAUUUCCCCUGACUAAGAAUAAAAUCGAUAAGGACAACGCUAAAUUCGAUGCUGAUUUCGUGAAAGCAUUCUCUGAUGACAACAGAAAUAUAAAGGCCAUUGAAACAGAUGCCUUCUCGAACACCAAGACAAAGACGAUCGACAUUGAUGAAGCGUUUUCAACGAAGAGCGAUAAAUCUAGGAAACAAGGACAGGAUUCGAUGCAUAACAAAACGAAAACUGGUUCGAACGAUAAAAAAGUGAAAACGUACAUUGAUAAGGUUUGGAACGACAACGGUGGACCGCUAGCGUUGACAGAGGAAGAACAGCUUGUAUGGGCGUCCCAGCAGAGCUUGAAGUCCGAAGAGGAGCGACGCAGGCGUAAGGAACGAGAAGAGGAAGAAUUAGCAUUAGCACUUGAACUGAGUAAACAAGAGAAGUCUGGCAAGUUGUAAAGGCUCGGUCGGUAGAGUGCUUUUGUUUCGAUUCGUUCAGUUGACUUGACUAGUAUAUUUUUCGGGCACAACGACUUUACGAGUCUUGAUAUGGAAAUCAGGACUGGAGGGUACAUGAUACGUUCACUUCAUACGAUUGUAAUACCUACUGAGAUUUCGAGAUCCACACUAAUUAAGGCUAUGAAGAAUAUCUGCGUAAACUGCAAACUACAUAUUAUAAUGCUUACUUUUAAUACUAUUUAGCAUAUCAUAACUGCUGUGAAAACAGAACAGAAAAUAUUUAGAUGGAAUUUAGCGAAGCAUAUGAAUAUCCAAGGAAUUCAUAGAUAGAUGCAUAUAUUAUAUAUCAUACAAAAUCAACAAAGCAUUUUCACUGUAAUGUAACUAGUUCUGAAUGUGGCCUUUUCGGUUUCAUUUUUUUUCUUUCUUUUCAAUCACUUUACAUAUGACACAUUCGAAAAACACUUUAAACCUGGCAACCAAAAUGUUCAAAGACGCUAAUAUUAUUUGACUGUAAUGAAUUUCUAUUGAAUCCUGCACCCAUUUCGGCACUUUGGUUCACCGUAGAGAAAUCGAUGGAUUUUUGUAAAAACGGGUAAGAAUUAAAAGAAUACAUUCGUUAUUGCCUUGCAAUGUUGAAUUCUAAAAAAUAACGACAUUUAUAUAUUCGUAGCUGGUUGUACAUCUAUCGUUAAACGUAAAUUAACAAUGUAUAAAGGCAAAAAUAUAAUGGCAGAUUUAUUGGAUUGACAAUAAAAACGUUGCGUAACACGUGGGGGUUUAAACUGAGGGGAAUAAUAAAUAAAUUGCGAAUCUGCGCAACACGGGGAAACUUUACAACGGUCGUUGUUGUUAAACGUCCCGCAACUAUACAAUCUCUGUACAUUCGCGAUUAGCAGCGGAGCAACGUUUCUGUUUGUUAUUUAAUCUGCACCAUCGCAAAACUAUGCCUUCUGCAAUGACACAAUAGACCAUACUCAAUAUGUCCCCCACCAGUAUUCAUGAUCAUGAAGAUUGAGAAAAAAAAAAAUGAGAAAGACUUCUGACUAAAUGGAUGUUAAUAAGUAGAGCAACACUCACAGUAAGACGUAUAAUAAUAUGAAGUUUACUAAAGUCAUCGUCAUACGCUAAUAAUAUCCUCUUAAAUACAUUAUCAUAGGAUAUAAGGAAAAUUUUCAAUCGCAUAAGUUUCUAUUGCAAAAUACAAAGUGCGUGUUUCCAUAAUGGCGCAAUAGGAGACACAGAAGAGGAUUUUUGUUUUUCUGUUACAUUGAAUCAGGACUUCGACAAGCGGGUAUGAGGAGAAAAAAAGUGAAGAUGCUAUUGAUUAAUAAAUGAUGAUACUGAUGUGUUACCGUUAUGUGAACCGUUCCAAGCGACAUGUUUGCACGAAUGCCGUCUAAUUCAGCCUUCGGUCUUAACGAUCAGUAUGGCUCAAAGAAUAAGGUGUUCAAUUGAAGCGUAGCUCCGUGUUUGUACCUUGAGCAUCUUUGCGUCACGCGGAACCGUUGAAAUCUAAACACAAACAAAGAGCCGCGCGGCUAUCGUUACUUUUAACAAACUGUAUCUUACGAGUUUACGACAACGUAUUACACAUGGUGUAUAUAUUACUAUCCCUGUAUUAUUUUAUCGUGUUUAUUAUAAUUGUGUUAUUAUUGUUAUAAUGCUAUUAAUUAAUAUUAUUGUAUUAAUAUUGUCGGUAUUGUAGUGUCCACUUAAAGCACACACGGUGUCGAUAUCAUUUACCAGUGAACAAGAAACAUACGAACAUGCAAUAUCAUAUUGUGCGUCGCCUUCUCCCAAAUACGGUAUUAUUAAUGUGUUUUUGGUCAUAAUGCUGCGACUGCGUUCCAAGAACUGCAUGUGUAUGCAUGUUAACAGCAGGUACACAUGGGAAUACACGAGCGACCAUCGAAAGUGUGCGCGUGCGAGAAAACGGAAACCGAAUGAACGAAACGACUCAUUCUGACAUUAUGCAUUGUUAAGUAACUGGAGCAGAUUUUUUUGGUCGUCCAAAGAGUAGAAAUUGCAAUGUAUAAAUACAUUAUUUUCGCAAAAUUUUAUAAUAUAUUCUCUUCGUAUUUUAUGCAAUACACAGGAUUGUCUAGAUGUCAGUGUAACCAAAACUUUGAUAAAGUUUCAACAGAUCUUGAUUUUAUAUGGAAGUAAAGAAAUUUUUCUUUCAAUCCAGUUCCGUUUCAUUAGCUCUGAAAACUCUAGUCUUGCAUAAACGUCCGCAGUCUAACUAUAAAAAGCCGAACGAAAAAUACUGAUACUACAGUUGUUUAUUUAUUGAUAAUCAAAAGUACGACUGAUUUUUUUUACGUUGAAAAUAUUCCAAAGCGUUUAAACAUACUCCAACUAACGAAUUUGGAGUAAGGUGUCGUAACUUGCUCGACAGUUGUAAUUAGGAACAUUAGUAAUCUGUUUGAUUACUUUUGGAGCCUUGCUACCAUGUUUUGACAAAAUUCAUUUACGUUGCGCUCGCCGCAUUAAUUACCGCAUUAAUACGCAAGAUGAAUAUUUUAACUGUGAAACAGCAUGUAAGCACACGAAGAAAAUCGAAGUAUAUACGCAAACAGUGAUUAGAAUGUUUAGAAAGCGUUAGAAGUUGCGAUUGCGAAAUGCUUAUCCUAUACGUGAGUAGGAAACGCUGUUUUGCACAGUAUUGUUUCUGUUAAUACUUGAUGGACGAUGAGCGUAUAAAUUUCAUUAUUUUACUUCAGUACACCCAC
Molecule: messenger RNA, 5973 nt
Organism: Dufourea novaeangliae
Lineage: Eukaryota; Metazoa; Arthropoda; Insecta; Hymenoptera; Halictidae
Gene: Eps-15
Product: epidermal growth factor receptor substrate 15-like 1
Exons: 14
Coding region: 143-3238 (1031 amino acids)
Biological process (GO): endocytosis; endosomal transport
Cellular component (GO): clathrin coat of coated pit; cytoplasm; plasma membrane
Molecular function (GO): calcium ion binding; cadherin binding
Source: RefSeq, a predicted model, not a curated record